AUGCCUCACUCUAAGCACAGAAUCCGAAAUUUGCAACAAGAAGAUAAUUGCAUUGGAAGACUCCUCGCAAGUGACUCGUCCAGACUCGCAGUAGUUCGCGUCAAGCACUUGGCCCGACACGGUCAGUGCCGUUUCGUCGUCGGUUCGACAACGGUCCAUCCCGCGUUUUCCUUCGCGAUCGCUCCACGUUUUCGGCAAUUGCAUUUGAAGAAGGAACUGGAGUCCUCUUCGUUACGAUGUCGAAACACCUUCAACAUGGAGAAGAAGGAAAUAUACUGUUCCAUUCUACGUAAACGCGACAAAGGAAAAGCUCUGUGAUUUCGUAGAGAGAACAAAGG
This is a messenger RNA of Temnothorax curvispinosus, 338 nucleotides long. RefSeq lists its product as uncharacterized. Bases 1 to 318 code for a protein of 105 amino acids. NCBI's taxonomy places the organism in Eukaryota, Metazoa, Arthropoda, Insecta, Hymenoptera, Formicidae. The record is from RefSeq and is a predicted model, not a curated record. The transcript has 3 exons.